AUGCGUGUUAAUCCAAGGGUGAUUGUUGCCACAAACAUUAACCCAAGAACAGUUGGAGGCCGUUUGUUCCUCAACGCCACGUACGGAACACACAUUUACUUUGACGAGGAAACCAGUGCUGGUAAAACGUCUUUCAAUCGAUUGGUCACUAUAUCCACUGGUCUCCCACCUGCCGCCCCACUUCUGAGGAAGGUUGCAAUUGUCGAGCCCGUAACCAUAGCCGAGCUCAACAGCUUUGUUACCAUCGCCGUGUCUCAGGAUAUUGAAUUCAUGUGCACCGGGAGAGUUAUUCGACUACACUCUGAUAAGGGAUGGUGUUACUUUGGCUGCUCUAAAUGCGGCAGAAAGCUCCAGCGCAUUGACUCCACCUUCAGGUGUGUGCGAUGCAACAACUCUCAUGCUGUUGGUGACCUACGCUACCGAGUGGAGCUUGCAAUAGCUGAUGACACCGCAGAAGGUCUCUUUAUCUGUUUUGAUGGUGUAAUGACAAAAUUGCAUGGACUCGAAGCACGUGUAGCUGGACAAAUGUUGGCUGACGAAGUUGUGUAUCCCGAGGACUCGCAGAUGCCUCCAUUUGUUACAAGCAUGGAAGGAAAACCAUACACUUUCCAUGUCAAGUUGACUACGUAUGAUUUCACUUCAACCCAUCAAAGCUUCACUGUUACCAGUAUUAUCGACGAACAUGAACGUCCACCACUACCCGAAUUUGCUGUCAAUGAAAAAGGUGGCAACGAUGGUCAAAACGUCGGAGAUAUUCAGCCAAUUCAUGUUAAGGUUGACUCCGGGGGUAGCAGCGGUGCCACAACUUUGAAUGCUGUUAAGGAUCCAAUAGGUCAUGUGCCAAAGAAGAUGGACAUAGCAUCUACGCACGCCCUCAAGAAAGCUCGAAUUCCUUAG
Brassica oleracea var. oleracea is the source of this 897-nucleotide messenger RNA. RefSeq lists its product as uncharacterized. Gene Ontology annotation, biological process: DNA replication; DNA recombination; DNA repair. The record is from RefSeq and is a predicted model, not a curated record. Bases 1 to 897 code for a protein of 298 amino acids. Gene Ontology annotation, molecular function: DNA binding. The transcript has 7 exons. Lineage: Eukaryota; Viridiplantae; Streptophyta; Magnoliopsida; Brassicales; Brassicaceae. Gene Ontology annotation, cellular component: nucleus.